This is a messenger RNA of Lathyrus sativus (Indian pea), 1359 nucleotides long. The record is from the annotation of a GenBank genome assembly. Lineage: Eukaryota; Viridiplantae; Streptophyta; Magnoliopsida; Fabales; Fabaceae.
AUGGAAGACAGAAAAGCGAAAAUAAUUGUUGUUCUAUCUGUGAUUACAGUGAUCAUUAUCAUAAUCAUUGCUCGAUUUUUUGUCGUCUCCAAGAUUUUCUUCCUAAUCUGUGGCGCUGGUGUUGCUGUGAUCUUUGCAAUCUUUGCUUUUGCAUUUAUCAGCUUAAGCCACAAACGCAGAAGGAGAAUAUUGGAAUCACAGUUGAAAUCAGAAAGUCGAGAGCUUCGAAUAGAGUACAGUUUCUUAAGAAAAGUUGCUGGGGUUCCAACAAAGUUCAGAUACAACGAGCUUGAAGAAGCAACGGAUGGAUUUCAAUCACUUAUUGGAAGAGGUUCAUCAGCUUCGGUUUUCAAAGGAAUUCUGAAUGAUGGAACUUCAGUUGCUGUGAAAAGAAUCCACGCAGAAGAAAGAGGAGAAAGAGAGUUUAAAUCAGAAGUUGCAGCAAUAGCUAGUGUUCAUCACGUGAAUCUUGUGAGACUUUUAGGGUAUUGUAAUUCUUCUUCAGCUCCUAGGUACCUUGUUUAUGAUUUUAUCUCAAAUGGGUCAUUGGAUUGUUGGAUUUUUCCCAAAAGAGAUUCUCAAAGGCGUCCGCGACGUAGCGGAUGUUUGUCGUGGAGCUUGAGAUAUAAAGUUGCAGUUGAUGUUGCUAAAGGACUUGCAUAUCUUCACCAUGAUUGUAGAUCAAGGAUCUUACACCUUGAUAUAAAGCCAGAAAAUAUACUAUUGGACGAGAGUUUUAGAGCACUUGUUUCCGAUUUCGGUCUAUCAAAACUUACUCCAAAAGACGAAAGCCAAGCCAUGUCUACAAUAAGAGGAACAAGAGGUUACAUGGCACCGGAAUGGCUUUUAGAAAAAGGUAUUUCAGAUAAAACAGAUGUAUAUAGCUACGGAAUGGUUUUACUAGAGAUUGUUGGAGGAAGAAAAAAUGUUUGUUUAGUGGAAGACGAAAAGUACAAGUCGAAAAGGAAAUGGCAAUAUUUUCCAAAGAUUGUAAAUGAGAAAGUGAAACAAGGGAAAAUAAUGGAAAUUGUUGAUGAUAGGUUAAUGGAAUAUGGUGGUGUUGACGAGAAUGAGGUGAUUAAAUUGGUGUAUGUUGCUUUAUGGUGUGUUCAAGAGAAGCCAAGGUUGAGACCUAGUAUGGCUAAAGUGGUAGACAUGCUUGAAGGUCGUGUUAUGGUGGAUCAACCACCUGCUACAAAAAUGAUUCUGGUUGAUUUUCUAUGUGACGACGAUGAUGAUAAUGUUGCUGAUAGCAGUAUUAAUAUAUCAAAGAUGGACUCUAAUAUGUCUAUACAAAGCAAUGUAGAAUGUAAUUCUUCUACCUAUUCAUUGUCCACUACUGUUUUUUCUGGAAGAUAG